This is a messenger RNA of Alexandromys fortis (reed vole), 1366 nucleotides long. It is a transcript of the gene Stard6, whose product is annotated as StAR related lipid transfer domain containing 6. Bases 367 to 1047 code for a protein of 226 amino acids. The transcript has 9 exons. Lineage: Eukaryota; Metazoa; Chordata; Mammalia; Rodentia; Cricetidae. Gene Ontology annotation, molecular function: lipid binding. The record is from RefSeq and is a predicted model, not a curated record.
GCGGAGGUUGGGGGGCGGGGGGGGGGGCGGGCUCGAGAGCCCCGCGGAGAGUUCAGAGGUCAAAGGGCGUUGAGGGGCGUUAGGUCGGCGUCCCUCGUGAGAGGCCGGGACAGGAUAUGAGGUGGGAAGAAUCAAGUUGCAACCGCGUGCUCGCUCUAUCAAAAAAAGAUGCUAUCUCAACACUAGUCUAAGGUGGUUUUCCACUGACCCUAUGGCUGAAGACAUCCUUCCUUGACUUCUAUCGGAAUAGUCUAGUUCAUUCGGUGUUACAUUGUCAGGCUAACAAAUAUGGAGCUCUCCACUAGGACUUGGAGAAUAAUUUCAAUGGGCACUAAAGUUCUGGACUAGAAUUGUUCAGAAAGGUAGAUGGACUUUAAGGCAAUUGCCCAAAACUCUGCUGAAGAGGUUUUAGCUUACAAUCAAGAUAUAUCUGACUGGAAAGUGGUUAAAUCUUCAAAAAAGGUAACUGUUUCCAGCAAGACCUCUAGAAAGUUCCUCGGAAAUCUAUAUCGUAUUGAAGGCGUAAUUCGAGAGUCAACAGCUAAGGUCUCCAAUUUCCUCUACCAACCUGAAAACAGAAUUACUUGGGAUAAAUCACUGAAAGGAUACAAUGUGGUACACAAGAUUGAUUCGGACACAUUUAUAUGCCAUGUCAUGACACAAAGUUUUGCCAUGGGCUCAAUUUCCCCUAGAGACUUUGUCGACGUAGUCUGCAUCAAGCACUAUGAAGGGAAUAUCGACAUUAUCAGUACUAACAGUGUGGACUUCCCAGGAUAUCCUCCAUCUCCGCAUUAUAUCCGUGGCUAUAAUCAUCCUUCUGGCUAUGUGUGCUCACCUCUCAAAGAAAACCCAGCGUAUUCCAAGCUAGUGAUUUUUGUCCAGACAGAAAUGAGAGGAAAACUGCUUCCAUCGAUAAUUGAAAAAUCUAUGCCUUCCAACUUACUGAGCUUCUUCCUCAAUGCAAAAGAUGGGAUAAAGGCACAUAAAAUUCCAUCCAUACGCGGACAUCACAAUGGGCACCCAUCAGUUACACCCAUCAGUAAAUAAAGCCAUCUGCCAUUAAACCAAAGAGAUUUCCCACCGCAUGAACUGCUGGCAUGUGUAGUUUGUUACUGCAGGUUACUUGUAAGUCAACAUGCACGCAUCUCUUGUACGUCUCUAGACACCAGUUUUGUACAGAGUUCUUGAAACAUUUUGUCAAAAUAAGAACUUCAUUUUACAAGAAAACCCCAUUAAAUACAGUUUUUCAUCUCACAUGACAUUAAAUAAUGUGCUAUUAAUACACUUUGCCCACCUGAAUAUACUCCAUAUUCAGAUCAUAAACAAACACACAGGCUGGGCAAUGGGGGCACACACCUUUAAUCCC